This is a messenger RNA of Myotis brandtii (Brandt's bat), 6860 nucleotides long. RefSeq names its product insulin-like growth factor 2 mRNA binding protein 2 (gene IGF2BP2). Gene Ontology annotation, biological process: regulation of gene expression; nervous system development. The record is from RefSeq and is a predicted model, not a curated record. Gene Ontology annotation, molecular function: mRNA 3'-UTR binding. Gene Ontology annotation, cellular component: nucleus; cytosol; cytoplasm. The transcript is spliced from 16 exons. The coding region runs from base 49 to 1725 and encodes 558 amino acids. Lineage: Eukaryota; Metazoa; Chordata; Mammalia; Chiroptera; Vespertilionidae.
UGCUUUAAUUUCUGUUUUAAAGGUAAAGUGGAAUUGCAUGGGAAAAUCAUGGAAGUUGAUUACUCAGUCUCUAAAAAGCUCAGGAGCAGAAAAAUUCAGAUUAGAAACAUCCCUCCUCACCUGCAGUGGGAGGUCUUGGAUGGACUUUUGGCUCAGUAUGGGACAGUGGAGAAUGUCGAACAAGUCAACACAGACACAGAAACUGCCGUUGUCAACGUCACAUAUUCAACAAGAGAAGAAGCAAAAACAGCCAUCGAGAAGCUGAGCGGGCAUCAGUUUGAGAACUAUUCCUUCAAGAUUUCCUACAUCCCGGAUGAAGAGGUGAGCUCCCCUUCGCCCCCUCAGCGAGCCCAGCGUGGGGACCACUCUUCCAGGGAGCAAGGCCACGCCCCUGGGGGCUCUUCUCAGGCCAGACAGAUUGAUUUCCCGCUUCGGAUCCUGGUCCCCACCCAGUUUGUUGGUGCCAUCAUCGGAAAGGAGGGCUUGACCAUAAAGAACAUCACUAAGCAGACCCAGUCCCGGGUAGACAUCCAUAGGAAGGAAAACUCUGGGGCCGCGGAGAAGCCCGUCACCAUCCACGCCACCCCAGAGGGGACCUCGGAAGCGUGCCGCAUGAUUCUUGAAAUCAUGCAUAAGGAGGCUGAUGAGACCAAAAUUUUGAAUAUAUCAUCCCACUCACUCCUGGCCUGCAAAAUUUCUGCCGAGAAAUCCACCGAUAAUAUGGAAACUCCUAGAACCGAAGAGAUUCCUCUGAAAAUCUUGGCCCACAAUGGCUUGGUUGGAAGACUUAUUGGAAAAGAAGGCAGAAAUUUGAAGAAAAUUGAACAUGAAACUGGGACCAAGAUAACAAUUUCAUCCUUGCAGGAUUUGAGCAUAUACAACCCUGAAAGAACCAUCACUGUGAAGGGCACAGUCGAGGCCUGUGCCAGUGCUGAGAUGGAGAUUAUGAAGAAGCUACGUGAGGCCUUUGAAAAUGACAUGCUGGCUGUAAAUCAACAAGCCAACCUGAUCCCGGGGUUGAACCUCAGCGCACUUGGCAUCUUUUCAACAGGAUUAUCUGUGCUGCCUCCACACGCGGGGCCCCGAGGACCUCCUCCUCCUCCUCCCCCCUACCACCCGUUCGCUAGCCACUCCGGAUACUUCUCCAGCCUGUACCCCCCUCACCAGUUCAGCCCGUUCCCGCAUCAUCACUCCUACCCGGAGCAGGAGAUCGUGAAUCUCUUCAUCCCGACCCAGGCCGUGGGGGCCAUCAUUGGGAAGAAGGGCGCGCACAUCAAGCAGCUGGCUCGGUUUGCGGGCGCCUCCAUCAAGAUUGCCCCAGCGGAAGGCCCCGACGUCAGUGAAAGGAUGGUCAUCAUCACCGGACCGCCUGAAGCCCAGUUCAAGGCUCAGGGGCGGAUCUUUGGGAAACUGAAAGAAGAAAACUUCUUUAACCCCAAAGAGGAGGUGAAGCUGGAAGCCCACAUCAGAGUGCCCUCUUCCACUGCUGGCCGGGUGAUCGGCAAGGGCGGCAAAACCGUGAAUGAACUGCAGAACCUAACCAGUGCAGAAGUCAUCGUGCCUCGUGACCAAACGCCGGAUGAAAACGAGGAAGUGAUCGUCAGAAUUAUUGGGCAUUUCUUUGCGAGCCAGACUGCACAGCGCAAGAUCAGGGAAAUCGUACAACAGGUGAAGCAGCAGGAGCAGAAAUACCCUCAGGGAGUCGCCUCACAGCGCAGCAAGUGAGGCUCCCACAGGCACCAGCAAAACAACGGAUGAAUGUAGCCCUUCCAACACCUGACACCACGAGACCAAACACAGCCAGCCAGAUCGGGAGCAAACCAAAGACCAUCCUGAGGAAUGAGAAGUCUGCGGAGGCACAAGGGCUCUGCAGAGGCCCUGAGGACCUGGUGGCCAGGAGAGGGGGCGGGGGGAGGCCGGUGGCUCACGGCCCAGCCUCCCGCCUCCCCGGGCCUCUGCAGGCUGCCCAGCCAUCCACUUCACCGCCCACUCGGAUCUCUCCGUAACUCCCACCACGCUAUCCCUUUUAGUUGAACUAACAUAGGUGAAGGUGUUCAAAGCAAAGCAAAAUUCACUUUCCUUUUGUGGAAAAUUGUCUCUGUACAUGUGUGUACAUAUUAGAAGGGGAAAGAUGUUAAGAUAUGUGGCCUGUGGGUUACACAGGGUGCCUGCGGCGUUAAUAUAUUUUAGAAAUAAUAUAUCAAAUAACUCAACUAACUCCAAUUCUUAAUCAAGUAUUAAUUUUUUUUCUUUUUAAAGAGAAAUCAGGCUUUUCUAGACGUUAAAGAAUCAAGUCAUUCUUUGGGAGGUCUAAUGGUUUAAUAAGGAGCUUCAAGGCCACCCACACAAAUCCACCCAGAGGGAAAUCUGGUCAGGACACUCGCGGCAGCUCCGGGUCACCUGUGUACGUCAACAGAAGGGAUACCGUCUUCAUCCCUGUCGAGCUCACACCCAUUUCUCUUUGCUUCACGGGUUUUAAACUGGUUUUUGCAUACCGCUCUAUAAGUCUGUCUCUGUUUAUCUCUCCCUGUCCAUCCUCCCUCCCGUCCUUCUCCACACCCAUCCUUUUAGUCCCCACACCCCCUGCCUCAGUCCCACUCUCUAUGCACCCCCAGGCAAAGCAGUGCUCUGAGUAUCACAUCACACAGAAGGAACAAAAGUGAACACACAAACCAGCCUCAACUGACACUUGAACAGAACAAGAGUCAAUGGUACUUGUCCUAGCUUUUCGGAAGAGGAAACAGGAACCCAUCGAACCAACCAAAACAAAGAAAAACCCCCGCAAAGAAAGAGUAUAUUUUGUCUUUUUUACAUUUUGGUGUAUAAGCCAUCCAUUUUCAGCAAAAUGAUUUCUUUCUUUUGAGAAAAAAAAAAAAUGUGGAAGAAAAUAGCAAUUUACAUGAGGUCGUUGGCCCAGGGCGUUAAAUUUACAGAUUUUUUUUAAAAGAGAAAAACACACAAAAAAAGCUACCUCAGGUGUUUUUUACCUCAGCACCUUGCUCUUGUGUUUCCCUUAGAGAUUUUGUAAAACUGAUAGGAGCAUUUUUUUAUUUUUUUAAUAAAAAUGAGUUGGAAAAAAAAUACAAUUAUCAGCUGCCAGCCCGGAGAAGGUGACGGUCCAAGUGUGCGCCACCCGCUGUGCGUCGCCUUCCGCCAGCCAGGAGCCCACGUGGCCUUCUUUUGGACAAACCUUGAAAACGUUUAUUAAAAAAGAAAGAUGACCAAGAGACACAGAGAAGAUGUUGGAGAUGUCCUGAAUCUCACUAGGGUACGUGCCAUUAGGGCUUUUGCGCUAAAGGAUGGACAUGUACUGGUUUCUGUGAACAAGCCAUUUUACCAUCAGACUGCAAUGCCAGUUUCCUCUACUGCAAACAGUGUUCUGUGACAAAAACAAAAACAAACAAACAAAAAAAAGAAAUAUAUCCAGCUAACAAGAUCCUGGUGUCUUGGUCUCUUAUUUCGCCUGUCCCAAGGGGUCAGCCGAGUUCCAGCUCUGAGGGGACUUGGGAAGCGGGCGGCACGUACCUUUAGGACUGGCCAGCUCCUCCCAGGAAGUGGCUGGGAGAAGCUAAGUGUAGUCACCAGACCAGCAGCAGCAUUAGCUCCGGGGAACUUCUUAGAAAUGCAGGUUCUUGGGGUCCACCUUGAAUCAAAUUCUGGAGGUGGGGCCCCACAGUCCGUUUCAGCAGGCCCUCCAGGUGACUGCCAUUGGUGCUCAAAUUUGAGAACCACAGAACCAGAGGGAUGGGCUGUGUAUCAAGCGAGGUAAGACCAGCCUGUCUUUAAUGAACUUGACGCCUGGCCAGGGAAGGAGUUUAUCUUUCUGGGGGAGAAGAGGGAGGAUAAUGGGCCUGACAAGUCAAGGGAAGAGGUACUUCCCUGCUCCCCAGAAACCACACUGAAAGUGUUCCAGGAGAUUUGAACAGGCGGAUGAGAGCGGUCCUGUUCCCUUUAUGAGCCCAUGUUCAUAGAGCUGUGGGCUCUACCAGAGAUUGCUGGCUGCUAAAAGCCCAAGCAACUCAGGAAUGAAGAGUUGGUACUUGACCGCCAGGGGUGGUCAGUCAAGCUUUUUGGGGUGACCACUCAAAGCCCAGCAGGGACAGGCGGAGGUGAACUGAUGGGUUCCACAGUGGCCACAUCCCCCUUCUAACAAACUGAGGGCUCCUAACUCACUUAAAAUGUGUUCUUUGCCUAUGUCCCAUCCACACUCCUGAUUUCCCUUUUAUUUUCAAUAUCUGUGAUGCUGAUUUUAAAGUUUUUUUGUGUAGAAGCCAGCGGUUCCUCUCACGGCUGUGGUUGGCAUGGACAUGGGCAGGAACGUGCUAUCCCCUCAUGUGGCCAUUAGAAACCCAAGUAUCUGUGGCUUCAUCUCCCUCCCCACUCAGGCCUCAAGCCCACUGCCCACAGAAGAGGAAAUGGGACAUAGUCUGCUGGCCCGAGAGAAGCCGGGGCUCCUGACAAUCGGGGUUAUUUCUGAAAACCUUUCCCGUGGUUGAGGUGUGCAUGUCAGAUGAACAGCCAGAGAAAUGGCACACCCUUAAAGGAAGGGCCUUAAAUGUAGGCCCGAGGGCUUGGUGAUGGAUCUGUGAGGAUGCGGAGCAAUCGGCAGGAGAGGAGGCAUAACGCAGGACCCCUCUUGGCUCUGCUGCUCAGAUUUCCUUCCUUGGCCUUUAUUCAGGUGGCAAAAUUGGAGGUUUAACUCCAGCUCCUAAGCUGCCCGUUUCCAAAAUAUGUGUCUGAACAUAUGAAAGACAAGUGAGGAGGUGCUAACAGACGCCCUACUUGCCAUGGGACAAAGCACCCAGAAGUGGUCCCAAGGUUGCAGCAAUGGAGGGGAGCCACACGGAGAGGCAGACGGCAGGAACGAGGCCUGCAGGCUUGUUCCUAGCCAAGGUGUUCUCUCGGCCCGUUUUCUGAGAGCCCGGGUGCUGGGUUGUUUGGCACUUGAUGCAGGCACUUCUGAGCUUCCCCAGGGCUGCGCGAGCUGAGACCACCCUUUACAGGACGGGGCCUACCCCGUCUUACCUACAUAAGAGCAGCCGCCUGUGUGUGCCUUGUUCCCACAUGUGGACUCAGGCAAACGGUAUUUCAUCUAUAAAUCCCAGACUUUCUGUCUUGACAAGACAUCCUGACAUCCCAGAAAGUCCUAAUUGAGCAUGAUUUUAUGAAAAAAAUUAAAUGGCAGUUGUUAAAUGGAGACUUAGGUCAAUACCAAAUGUUUUGAAAUUCAUUAACCUCCGAGACUCAAAAAGCCCCUCCCUGAUCCUUUGGAUUGACCCCCUUGAAAACCCGAGACCCACAGUGGUUUUGCAUGUGCUAACAUCUCCUAGGAAUGGUAAGGAGGCCUGAACACCCCUUCUGUCCUAGUUACCUCCCCCGCUGCCCCAACUCUGCCUUGAGAUGUCGACUCCAACAAGGAGUUCUGGACGGGAAGGAUGGCAGGCUGGCGGCAGAGGAGAAGAGGGUUCCAGCAGAGGAGAACUUACAAACUUGAGAAAAGGGAGAAUCGAUAGAGGUUUAGGGGGGUUUCAACCAAGAACCAAAGGAAAUGAGUAACCAUAGAUAGAAGGCAUCUUGACAGGAUGGGCAAAGGUGGGGAAAAACACUGGACUUCUAAGGGAAGUAGGGAAAACUGAUAGAUAACCUGGCUUCCAUUUGGGAUGGAAGUGACUCAGUGACUGAGUAGACAGAUACGCAAUAAGGACUGGAGUAUGACAAGCUCUUGGCAUAGUCAUUCCUACAUCCCUGGGGAAGGAAGUAGGCAAGAGAAGCAUCCCCAUGGUAACAAUUAUGAAAAGCCCACACCGUAGGUAUUGAGAGAUUAGCUUGAAUUGUAUAUGCAUCCAAAUCUCUCAUUGUCUACAGCCUGAUGGAGAUUUCUUUGUCCUGCUACCACUAAUGUCAAAUAACAUGACUAGCAAAUUCCCGUCUACUGUCAAUUUUUGCUGCUGCUUUUUCUUUCCUCUCAACAUUCCCUUUAAGGUGCGUGCUGGUGAAUUAAAAUUUAAGACAUCCUGCAUAUGGGCUAAUUUUCUAUUCUAGCUCACAUUAGCCACAUCCAGGUGCUGUCUUUCCAGAAGCCAGGAGUGUUAAUAGCUCUCUCAGGAAUAGCUGGUAUAAAGAGAAAACCUCAGAGAACAGAAUUAUACUCCAGCUUAACCUCAACGCUCCUUGUAUUCUCUUGUGAAAGCAAGAUGCCCAGAUGCAAGGCGGUUUGUUCCCAUGGGUGACUGGGGGCACUGCCUCUAAUCUCAGAUGUGGCUGACAAACAAGAACAUUCCCAUUUGCCUCCAGUAACCUUCAGUGAUCAGGACAACCAAAGGCAAUUUACAUAUUUUAUUUGGAGCCGGUAGUUUCUUGAGAUUGCUGUGGCCACCACAAAUUUGAUGGAUUAAAACAACAAAUUUAUCUUCUUACGGUCCUGGAGCCCCAAGUCCAAAAUCAAGGUGUCAGCUGGGCCAUGUUCCCCCGAAGGCUCUGCCAACUUGGGUGGCUCCAGGCUUCCUUGGCUUGUGGAAGGAAUACUCCAGUCUCUGCUUCCAGUCUCAUUGCCUCCUCUUUCCGUUAAAAACAAACAAAACAACCUCCAAACUCGUUUAUAAAGUAACAGAGCCUGCCCAGACCACCGUUACUAUAACACUGGGUGUCUUUCUCCAGAUUUUGUUUUAGAUGCAUAAACAGAUUUCCCCCCACAAAAAAUGGGUAUAAAAUAUCAAGUGCCUAGGCCCAUCUUACUGCCUCCUCUUCUGUCUCAAAACUCCCUCUGCUUUUCUCUUAUUCGGCAUGUAAAUGCACUUAGGGCCCACCCAAUAAUCCAGGGUAAAUUCCUCAAGCAGUGUGGUGAUUGCAGGGUGAGGGGG